AUGGCUCAGGUUGCGAAUCUGGCUCUCGAGGGCGAUCCCCGGCUCCAUGAGAAGGAGCGUGAAGCCCAGGAUACAUACGUUUCGGAACAGGUGUCCGCUGUCGGGCUUCGCCCACAGCAUCGCAAACUGCACGAUCGUACCGUGACGUUUGAAGAGUACCACUACUAUGCUCAACAAACCCGUGCUGAGGAGGACUUGCUCACUGAAAAGGAAACUGGAGUCCUGUCGAUCAUCUUCCCUUCCAAGAACGAUCAAGGUGUCCAACCGGAAACCAAGAAUGUGACGCGAGAUGCCUCGGCCAUGAACACCAGCAGCGUGGAGAACCGAAGGCUUAUCACCGACGAGGAGUGGAUCAACGCAUCUCGCGCCCUUCGCACUGCCAGCCGAGGCGCCAUCUUCUAUCUCAUCACAACUGAUAUCUUGGGUCCCUUUGGCUUGCCUUAUGCGUUCGCAUCUAUGGGUUGGGGCCCUGGCAUUGGCUUGUACACCGUCUUUGCCGGCCUUGCGGGCUAUUCCGGAUACCUGUUAUGGGAGACUUUCCUCGGGUUGGACUCUUACCAGUUCCCAAUUCGCAGUUACGGAGACAUCGGCUUUCGUUUGUACGGGCCCUGGUUGCAGCACCUGUUCAACAUCCUGCAAAGCAUUCAACUUGUGCUCAAUGUCGGUCUGAUCAUCAUUUCCAACGGGGAAGCCUUGUCCCAGGCCGCCCAGUUCAAGCUCUGCUUCAUUAUCUGCUGUGUUAUUUGGGCCCUCGUGGGAUUUGUCCUUGGUCAAGUCCGUACCUUGCAGAAGUUUGGAUGGCUGGCUAAUGCUGCGGUCUGGUUCAACUUGAUGUGCAUGUUCAUCACCAUGGGUGGUGCUGCCCACACCCCUCCCAACUACGCCGGUGCAUCCCAGGCAGCUGGACACAACAUCGGCAACGGCUCAUCCGUUGCGCAACUGCCGGACGGUUCUUAUCCACCUGUCAUGACCUCGGGCGGUAUCCCCGACCCUUCUGACUUCGUCGCUACUGUCAGUGGUGCCAUGCAAGCUGUGUUUGCCUACGGUGGUGCCAUGAUCUUCCCAGAGUUCAUGGCCGAGAUGAAGCGUCCUAAGGACUUCUUGACUGGCAUGUGGGCAGCUCAAACUUUUAUCUACCUCUGCUAUAUGUUCUACGGUCUGUUCAUGUACGGGUACCAGGGACAGUACUCCAUCAACCCGACAUAUCUUGGCAUCAGUAAAUACAGCAUCCAGACUGCUGGUAAUGUCUUCGCGAUGCUAAGUGGAGUCAUCGCGGCUGGUUUGUACGGCAAUAUCGGUCUCAAAGUCCUUUAUAACAACAUUUUAGUCGGACUGUUCGGCGCUCCUCCUCUAACCAACAACGCCGGAAAAUGGCUGUGGGCACUCCUGAUCCCGAUCUACUGGGGCAUCGCCUUUGUCUUGGGUGCCGGUAUCCCCAACUUCUCCGGUUUGACAUCUGUCGUUGCCGCCUUCUGUAUCCUACACUUCACCUACACAUUCCCGCCCUUGCUUGUCACUCUCUUCUGGAUCCACAGAGCGGCCUUGGGUGAUGGGGAAGGGUUUGACCCUGCGACUGGUAACACGGUGCGAUAUGACCGCGGGAUCAAGAGACUUGCUCGUGGAUUUGCUUCUCUGGGACGCAAAAGGAUGGCCCUCAGCAUUUUCAACAUUUUCUACUUCUUAGGCGCAUUGGCCCUAAGUGCUCUUGGCGCCUAUUCUGCUAUCACCAUCCUGAGUGCCUCUUUUGCGGAGAGUGUGACCAAUUCAUUUGUGUGCCAGAGCCCGUUGGAUGGUUAA
Penicillium cinerascens is the source of this 1797-nucleotide messenger RNA. RefSeq names its product putative amino acid transporter. Gene Ontology annotation, molecular function: amino acid transmembrane transporter activity. Gene Ontology annotation, biological process: amino acid transmembrane transport. Lineage: Eukaryota; Fungi; Ascomycota; Eurotiomycetes; Eurotiales; Aspergillaceae. Bases 1 to 1797 code for a protein of 598 amino acids. Gene Ontology annotation, cellular component: vacuolar membrane. The record is from RefSeq and is a predicted model, not a curated record. The transcript is spliced from 3 exons.